Molecule: messenger RNA, 1725 nt
Organism: Frieseomelitta varia
Lineage: Eukaryota; Metazoa; Arthropoda; Insecta; Hymenoptera; Apidae
Gene: eIF1A
Product: eukaryotic translation initiation factor 1A, X-chromosomal
Exons: 5
Coding region: 253-696 (147 amino acids)
Biological process (GO): translational initiation
Cellular component (GO): cytoplasm
Molecular function (GO): translation initiation factor activity; RNA binding
Source: RefSeq, a predicted model, not a curated record
GGCUUAACAGCACGCUCAGUGCAUCGCAGAAAUUUUUGACGUUAUUUUCAUCGACAAAUUUACACCUAUUUGAGACUUUGGUCGAACAAAGUAUCCGAAUUGCGGGUGCCUGACACUUUCACGUAGUCCUCGUCUUUCCCAUGAGGUGUUUAGUAGGGCAAAACUCGUUUUCAGUGUGUUAAGUGUCUCGUCUUUCUUUGUUGUUCGAGUUUCUCGCGUAUUUAUCGAGCACUCUUCUUUUAGUGAAUCAACAUGCCAAAAAAUAAGGGAAAGGGAGGUAAAAAUAGAAGGAGGGGUAAGAACGAAAACGAAACAGAGAAGAGAGAGUUGGUUUUCAAAGAGGAUGGUCAAGAAUACGCACAAGUCACAAAAAUGCUUGGCAAUGGGAGGUUAGAAGCAAUGUGCUUCGAUGGUGUAAAACGAUUGUGUCACAUUCGUGGAAAAUUGCGGAAAAAAGUGUGGAUAAAUCAAGGUGAUAUUAUACUAAUUGGUCUGAGAGACUAUCAAGACGCGAAAGCAGACGUCAUAUUAAAGUACACUUCAGAUGAAGCUCGUAACUUGAAAACCUAUGGUGAAUUCCCUGAAACUGUGCGUAUCAACGAUACUGUCACCUUUGUGGAGGAUGGUUUCGAUGAAGAUAUUGAAUUUGGUGAUGAAAUUAGUGAUGAUGAUGAAGAUGAUGUUGACAACAUCUGAUGACCUUCAAUAUAAAUAUAUACUUAAAAGUUAUGGUACAAGAGUGCAUGAAAAUACCUAUUUGUUUUACAAAAUGCUAUAAUUUCUUGCGCAAUUACGAUACUAAAAAUUUUUUGGAACAAGUAGUCAAUUUCCUGUAUCAAUAAAUAAAUUUUCACUUGUCUCCGUGUAACAUUGUGUUGCAAUAUAAAAUUGUUACAUCCUGGAUUUUCAGGAUAUGCAAAUGUCAAUGAACAUUUGAUAUUCUCUGUGCAGCCUAUCUUUUACUUUCGUACGACUUUAAUUAGAAAUAAUGUCCCAUCGCGAAUGGGUACAAAAGGAAAAUAUUGUUCAUUUUUAAAUUACUUUAGAAUCACUGUUCAGAGUAAUUUAACAUUAGAGUAAGCUUUUAAUAUUGCUGUUUGGCUAAUAGUUUGGCUAUUACGGAUACAAAUAGUUAUGUAUUUAUGUAUGAUAUCAGUACAUUGUUCUUGUAGCAAAUUUCUUUUGUACAUUCUUUCUUUAACAAUCAAAUUAAGUAGCAUAUUUGCACUGUCAUUGCAAUUUCGAACAGGGGAAAUAGUAAGCACACGUUACCGCAAUUAUCUUCUGUAUGAAAGCGUUUCAUUGACUCAUUUGUUAUAUGUAUAAACAUGUACAACUUUCCAGAAACUUGUUUAUGCGAUUGUAUUCAAUUUAAUGUAAUAUUCUACAAUGAGAGUUAUUAAUUGUGAAUAUAACAGAAGCAAUAUAUAACUAUCAAUAUUAAUACACUAAAAUUUUAUUUAAAAGCGUUUGUUAAACAAACAAAAUCGUCAUUAUCGUCGUAACAUCCGAGAACUACAUAUUUAUUUCAAAAAGAGAAAAGAAAAGCAAAUUACUUUAAAUGCGAGAGACUUGUAAACAUGUACUGUUGUUUCUCUUUUCUGUACUUUAUAUUGAAAAAUUGUCAGAACGUUAACUGCUAUAUGAAACAUUAAUUCCAUGAACAUGUACUAAGUGAAAUUAAUGUCAACUGUUAACAACGAAUAAAAAUAUAUAAAAUACCAA